Molecule: messenger RNA, 771 nt
Organism: Ornithodoros turicata
Lineage: Eukaryota; Metazoa; Arthropoda; Arachnida; Ixodida; Argasidae
Exons: 1
Coding region: 1-771 (256 amino acids)
Source: RefSeq, a predicted model, not a curated record
AUGGACUUUCUAAUCGAAAAUGAAGCAGCCAUCGACUUCACAAAUGGAGUUAUCUCUUCCAAAACGCCGGAAACCGCUGAAGACAAGUGGUGGCCACGAAUAACCCCGGAGAAGCGCGCAAACACGGACGUAACCGCCGUGACGAGUCAGCACGUCAACCUGCCUCCCUUGUCGUCAGUCCUUGUGACCGCUACGUGCGACAGACCACCAACUGGCUGUUUGUUGGCUGAAGGCAACACGCAACUUCUCCACGAACGAGGAAUGGGGAUAGCACGAGGAACUGUGCCCGGAAGAAACGGAACAGUCGAACUCCUGGUCACAAAUUUUCACCCGGAGGCACAACACCUCGCAAACGGGACGAAUAUAGCCGUCAUCGUAUACCAAUACACUACCACGGAUGUUUGCCUGAUGGACGCUUCUCGCAUCGCGGUCACCGCGGAACACGAUGCCGGACAUUUCGACGUAAACUCUCAACUCAAUACAACUCAAAAGCAAACCCUUCUCCAGAUGCUCAACGAUUUCAGUGACUGUUUCGCUGCAUUGUCGAAAGUAAGACAAACGCCCAUUGCGAAGCACCGCAUCAUCGUCGGCGAAAACGCCCGUCCAAUUCACCGCAUGCCGUACCGGGUAUCCUGCAAAGAGCGAGAAACGAUUCGAAAGCAAGUAGAAGAGAUGCUAAGAGAUGACAUUAUCCAGCCGUCAACGAGUCCGUGGAGAAGAAGGACGGAACACUCAGGUUCUGCGUCGACUACCGGAAACCCAAUGAGAUAA